AUGGAGCUUAGUGACGAGGAGUAUGCCAAGAUCCUGGCCGACGUGCCGGCGGCGUGCAAGGAGAUCGCGGUAGAGGCUACCGUACUAUUCGAGAGGAAAGAGGAGAGAUUAGCAUACUUUAUGCUUCGUCAGAUACCGGCGGCCACUCAGGACUUUGUGGAGAUCCGGGUCGCCUGCGUGGGCAACGUCGACGCGGGCAAGUCUACGACGCUUGGCGUGUUGACAAGGGGCGGGUUGGACGAUGGGAGGGGCAAGGCUAGAGUCAACCUCUUCCGUCACAAGCAUGAAAUCGAGACGGGCCGCACAAGCAGCGUAGGCAUGGAGCUUCUAGGAUUGACCGCAAAAGGCGAGCACGUCAUGUCAGCCGCAGGCUCAAAAGAGGAAGGACGCAAGCUCUCGUGGGAGGAGGUCUGCUCUCGCUCAGCAAAGAUCGUUAACUUCCUCGAUCUAGCAGGACACGAGCGAUACCUGCGCACCACCAUCGGCGGGCUGACGGCGAACGUGCCCGAGUAUGGCAUGCUCAUGGUUGGCGCAAAUGCUGGUCUGAUCGGAAUGAGCAAGGAGCACCUGGGCGUAGCUCUGGCAUUGAGCAUCCCUGUCUUUAUCACGGUUACCAAGAUCGACAUGUGCCCUCCGCAGAUCUUAGAGGCAACUAUCAAGCAGCUGACGAAGGUGCUCAAGAGCCCAGGAUGUAGGAAGACGCCCGUGUUCGUCGAGACGAUGGAGCAAGUAGUCGAUUGUGCGCUUCGCUUGUCCAAGGAGAGGAUCUGUCCUAUCUUCCAAAUUUCCAACGUCACCGGUCACAACAUUCCCCUGCUCCGCACCUUUCUCAACAUCCUCCCCCAAUCCUCCAUUUCAAAAUUCGACCCGGCCUCUUCCUUCGAGCUCCAAAUCAGCGACAUCUUCUCCGUCCCCUUCGUCGGUACCGUCGUCUCCGGCGUCAUCACUGGCGGGUCGGUCAAGAUAGGCGACAAUCUGCUCAUUGGACCCGACUCGCUCGGCCAAUUCAUUCAGACGUCGGUGAGGUCUAUCCAGCGCAAGAGAGUCAACGUCGAAGCUGCUACGGCGGGGCAGAGUGCUAGCUUUGCGUUGAAGCGGGUGAGGAGAAAUCAGGUCAGGAAGGGGAUGGUAAUGAUAGCGAGGAGUGAUAACCCUCCUCAGGCUAGUCUCGUCUUCGAUGCCGAGAUCCUCUGCCUUCAUCACGCCACUACGCUCAGCGUCGGCUCUUGCAUGGUCCUGCACGCAGCUGGAAUCAGGCAGACGGUCAGGAUUACAGGCAUUGCCAAGGGAGGGGACGAGCCUGUCGCUACCAGUGGGCCUGGAACCAAUGGGCGAGCAAAAGGGUCCAACGAGGAGAAGCCCGUGAUCAGGACGGGUGACAGGGCGAGGCUACGUCUGCAAUUUAUCAGGACCCCCGAGUUCAUCAAGGUUGGGGUGAGGCUCAUUACCAGGGAGGGGAGGACAAGGCUGAUUGGACGAGUGGCUGCCGUGGGAGGAACGGAGCCUUUGAUGCCGCCUAGUGUUUGA
Messenger RNA from Jaminaea rosea, 1527 nucleotides. Its product is annotated as P-loop containing nucleoside triphosphate hydrolase protein. Gene Ontology annotation, biological process: translational elongation. The record is from RefSeq and is a predicted model, not a curated record. The transcript is spliced from 3 exons. Lineage: Eukaryota; Fungi; Basidiomycota; Exobasidiomycetes; Microstromatales. Gene Ontology annotation, molecular function: GTP binding; GTPase activity; translation elongation factor activity. The coding region runs from base 1 to 1527 and encodes 508 amino acids.